Molecule: messenger RNA, 491 nt
Organism: Mytilinidion resinicola
Lineage: Eukaryota; Fungi; Ascomycota; Dothideomycetes; Mytilinidiales; Mytilinidiaceae
Exons: 1
Coding region: 143-391 (82 amino acids)
Source: RefSeq, a predicted model, not a curated record
GUUCAAGCUGUACUCUUGCCUACUUGAUACCACCGUCAAGAGGCACCCAGCUACCAGGUAGCUAGUAAGUCAAAAGGAAGCCCAAUUCCCACGCCCAAGAAUUUAAUUCCAUACAAUCUUCUAUAAUUACGUAUACUCGGAUAUGACAACAUUCAAGCCGUGCUCCUGCCUGUUCAAUACUACUGUCAGGGGUAGCCCAGCUACUAAGUGGCUAGUCAGUCAAAAGGAAAGCCAAAUCCCACCCCUGAGAACUCAACCCCGCACGAUCCUCUACAAUUUCAGAUAUGCCACCGCUCAGGGUAUACUCUUGCUCGCUCAAUACCACUGUCGGGGGGAAGCCCAGCUGCCAGGUAGCUGGUCAGUCAGAAGGAAACCCAAUUCCCAUGCCUGAGAAUUCAAUCCUGUACAAUCCUCUCUGAUUCUAUACACCCGGAUAUCCCACUAUUCAAGCCAUACUCUUGCUCGCUCGAUACCACCGUCAGGAGAAACCC